AUGUCUGAUCGUGGCCCUGACCAGUGGCUAGAGCAGAUCAAAAAAUGCAGCUCGCUCUCCGAAUCCGAUAUGAAGCAGCUCUGUGAGUUAGUAAAGGAGCUUUUGAUGGAAGAGUCCAAUAUUCAACCUGUUCAAUCUCCGGUAACAGUUUGUGGAGAUAUACAUGGUCAAUUCCAUGACUUGUUGGAACUAUUCAAGAUUUCUGGGGGUUUGCCCACGGAGGACAAUAAUACCAAUUUCAUCUUCUUGGGUGACUAUGUGGAUCGAGGAUACUUCUCCUUGGAGACAUUCACGCUUUUAAUGGUCUUGAAGGUGAAAUUUCCACACCGUAUCACUUUGGUGCGUGGAAAUCACGAAUCUCGUCAAAUUACACAGGUGUAUGGUUUCUACGAUGAGUGCUUGACAAAGUAUGGAUCCACUACGGUGUGGAAGUACUGUUGCCAGGUGUUUGACUUUUUAACUCUCGCGGCUAUAAUCGACGGAAAAAUUCUCUGUGUCCAUGGAGGUUUGUCUCCAGAAAUCCGGAUGCUUGAUCAGAUCCGUGUUUUAAGCAGAGCACAGGAGGUACCCCACGAAGGAGGAUUCUGUGACUUGGUGUGGUCUGACCCAGACAAUAUCGACACAUGGGCUGUUUCUCCCCGUGGUGCAGGCUGGUUGUUCGGAUCGAAAGUCAGUCGGGAAUUCAACCAUAUAAAUAACUUGGAGCUCAUUGCUCGAGCCCAUCAAUUGGUCAUGGAGGGUUUCAGGUAUCAUUUCAAGGAUAAGGAUGUGGUCACAGUAUGGUCUGCUCCUAACUACUGUUACAGGUGUGGAAAUGUAGCUAGUGUCAUGCAAGUUGGCAGUGAAUUGGAGCCCAACUUCAAGAUAUUCAGCGCGGUUCAAGAUGGCGACUUGGCAGCAAAGAACAACCAUACCAAGCAACAGCGCAUUGAUUACUUCUUGUAA
Messenger RNA from Australozyma saopauloensis, 945 nucleotides. RefSeq names its product type 2A-related serine/threonine-protein phosphatase (gene SIT4). Gene Ontology annotation, molecular function: protein serine/threonine phosphatase activity. Bases 1 to 945 code for a protein of 314 amino acids. Gene Ontology annotation, biological process: G1/S transition of mitotic cell cycle. The record is from RefSeq and is a predicted model, not a curated record. Gene Ontology annotation, cellular component: cytoplasm. The transcript has a single exon. NCBI's taxonomy places the organism in Eukaryota, Fungi, Ascomycota, Pichiomycetes, Serinales, Metschnikowiaceae.